AUGACAUCAAAUAAUGUUCCUGCUGCCAAGUCUAGCUCUCAAUACAUUCGAAACAUUGGUGUCCAUGAAAAUGUUAUGCCUCUGAUAAAGGUUCAACCUGAGCACCUCAGCAAGAAAAUUGAUAGCAAGACAAUUAUAUCAACAAUUCAGAAAUACAAGAAACAACAAGCUGAAGAAGAAUUAGAAUUAGGAAGGCAGAUGGCUGCCAAGAAGCAAAGCUCUUCUUCAAGUUCUUCUUCCUCUGGACACAUUGGUAAUUCGUCUGCAAUAGCUGCAAUAUCUAAGGGCAAAAGGAGGAGGAAAAGCUUUAUGUCUUCUACAUCUACAAUAGCAAUGGUAAAUCAGGGAUACAAUGGAACAUCUUCUGAAGGUUCUCCAACUUCUAUCUUUUCUACUAUACCCUGUACGCCUUCAAGUUUGAUCCCCAAUACUAGCACAACUUCAUUUUCUUCAAAUUCUUUUGCAACUUGCUCCUUUAAUAAUCCUGGACCUCAUCCUGUUCAAAUGCAUCUAAUUCAUAAAUUACCUUCUGAUCAGCUUAUUAAUCAAAAUGUGGCUGAGUCUCCAAUGAAUCAUGAAAGUAAUCAUCAAAUUCCAUUGCUGAGUAGUAGCAGCCUUUCAGGUGCCUCUCAAAAUGGAUUGAAUACAGCUAGAGCAUUCGUACAACCUUGUACGUCGACCGAACGUCUCAGCAGUUUUGGUGAUCUGGUUUCAUUUGUCCCUCACUUGGCCAAUACUCUGGUUUAUUUACCCGGAUCUAUUAACACCAACAAUCAAUGCAAUGGACAAUCAUUAGAGCAAUCCUGUAACAAUGACUUAAAACCAUCUCCUAGGUUAAUAGAGAAGGUAUCUAACUUUGAUAUAAUAGGAGACACUUUACUCUCCAACUCGAAGGGCGUAACGCUUAUCUCUUCUCCUCAUAGAUCAGAAAGUCCUGUUGACCACCAGAACCCUAUUUUGAAUCUUACAAAUAUACAUUGGAGUCAAAAUCCUAACCAAAGUACACUGAAGAACUCUGCAUGCUUUCAGCCACCUCACCCAAAAUUUGUCAAUGGUUGCAUUCGGUUUGAAAAGUCAUCGGCUGGAUCUCAUUCCAUUAUGAAGGUUGAUGAAGUUUCUUUUCAAGACACAUUGCAAGAUCAAACUAAGGGGGAAUUUGGGUAUGCUACAAAUGCAAGCAAUUCAAAUGACGAUAAAUUCUUGGAUCCCUCCAAAAGUAAUUUGGAACGAGCUUUGGAUGACCUCUACUUCGAGUACAUGCAAGUAUCGAAUGGUUUUAUUUACAGCAACUACGCUGCUGUCACAGGAACUGCGUUUGGUCCCUUUUCAAGCGAAUUAUCUCUUCAAUCAUCUACAAAUACAUCACAUGGGGACAUAAAUUGUGAUGACGUUAGUAAGUGUUCAUUAUGA
Molecule: messenger RNA, 1410 nt
Organism: Lizanozyma spartinae
Lineage: Eukaryota; Fungi; Ascomycota; Pichiomycetes; Serinales; Debaryomycetaceae
Exons: 2
Coding region: 1-1410 (469 amino acids)
Source: RefSeq, a predicted model, not a curated record